This is a messenger RNA of Helianthus annuus (common sunflower), 648 nucleotides long. RefSeq lists its product as uncharacterized. The coding region runs from base 1 to 648 and encodes 215 amino acids. NCBI's taxonomy places the organism in Eukaryota, Viridiplantae, Streptophyta, Magnoliopsida, Asterales, Asteraceae. Gene Ontology annotation, molecular function: zinc ion binding; nucleic acid binding. The record is from RefSeq and is a predicted model, not a curated record. The transcript has 2 exons.
AUGAAAGCAAUGAUCUUCCAAACGUUACCGGGAGAUAUUCUAAUGCAAGUUGCGCAAUACGAAAGUGCAAAAGAAGUUUGGGAUGCAAUCGAAGUACGAUAUCUUGGAGCCGAUAUGGUUCAGAAAACGCGUCUGCAAACUUUGAGAAGUGAAUUAGAAGCCUUAAAGAUGGGAGAAAACGAAACAAUAAGUAGUUUCGCAAGCAUACAAAAGUUUUUACCGAUUGUGGCAUCCAUCGAGCAGUAUUCAGAAAUAGAUAAAAUGACAUUUGAGGAAGCAGUGGGUAGGAUUACAGCAUUUGAAGAACGCCUCAAGAGCCCAAACCAACCGGAGAACAAUAAUCUGUUAAUUGCAAGUUCAGACAAUCAUUCCGAAAAUUGGCAUCAUGGAAAAGGAUGUGGCGAUCAAAAUCAUGGUAGAGGACGUAGAGGAAGUUCGUUUAGAGGAGGACGAGGACGUGGACGAAAUAUAGAUCGAGGAAAAAGAGACAAGAGUGAGUUAAAGUGUUAUGAAUGCAGUGAAUUCGGUCACUUCGCAUACGAGUGUAGCAAGCGAAAAGAUAAGGAAAAAGAGAAGGACGAAGAGGCUCAUCUUGCGUUGGAAGAAGAACCAAUGCUACUGCAAGUCAAGCAACUUGAAGACCUAUAA